Pleuronectes platessa (European plaice) is the source of this 5610-nucleotide messenger RNA. RefSeq names its product guanylyl cyclase 2 (gene gc2). Gene Ontology annotation, biological process: cGMP biosynthetic process; protein phosphorylation; intracellular signal transduction. Gene Ontology annotation, molecular function: peptide receptor activity; protein kinase activity; guanylate cyclase activity. The record is from RefSeq and is a predicted model, not a curated record. Lineage: Eukaryota; Metazoa; Chordata; Actinopteri; Pleuronectiformes; Pleuronectidae.
GGCGAUUCACUUUAUCAGCAUGAAUCCAUCGACCCCUCUAGACGUGUGCAGCCCGUUCUGCCACAUUGUGCAACGCCUGGUAACAGUUUUAUCACCUCAGUGGGACGAGAGCAAAGUAAACUCUGCUGCAUGUUGACACAAAGUUGAAAACCUCUUUAUUUCCAGGAACUUCCACCACAGGACGUUUUCUCUCUGUCCGGGAACACAGAGGCUGGUCGGUGUGGUUCUGUGUCUCUGCUGCCCCCUAGCGGCCAGAGAAGCCUCGUGCUGUUUGGUGAGAUGGGAUUUUCCACCAGUUUGUUUUGUCACAGUAAUUCACAGAUCUUUAUUUACAAAUUAGACAUAUUUAUAAGGCUGAUAUUCAUCAAUGGUUUUGUUAAAUUCAGUGCAGAUCCGAAGUUUUAAUACACAUGAGAGAUUAAAGUUGUCACAUUUGUACUUUGCACAAGGUCAAGUUUCCAUUCUCUGACUUUUUGUUCAUUAUAUUUGUUACAAAAUUACAGAAAGUAAAUAUAGAUGUUGAGGAAAAGUCAGAUGAGUCACUAUGAAGAUAUUUGGACUCUUGACAAGAUGUGAAACAGCUCCAUCUUCAUCCUGCUGGUUAAUAAUCACGAUCAUUUCAGUUCUCAGUCUACGUGGCUUAAACCUACAAAGGAUUUGGAUCUGAUAUAAUCUGACAGGACAGGUCGCACACUUGUUCUAGGUCACACACACACACACACACACACACACACACACACACACACAGACGAGCUGCGAACCUUCAUCUGUGUUACAUGCAUGGACGAGCCUGUGUCUGCUCCUGAACGUGAGGAGGUUAUUCAGGGAGUCUUCCUCAGACCUUCCUCCUCCUGGUUCCUCUGAGCUCUGGAGGCCGUGGAGAUGGAGAUGCGACACCAGCACCGAGCUGUCAUCUCAACACCUCACACAUGGCGAACAAAUCUAUACCAGGCAAAUCUCCGUGGCCUCCUGAGGUUCCUCCUGGUUCUCCUGGGCCUGCUCCCCCCCCCUGUUCAGGCGGCCUGGUUCAGGGUCGGGUUGGUGGGGCCGUGGGGAUGUGACCCUCUGUUUGCCAAGGCCCUUCCCAACGUGGCAGCGCAGCUCGCCGUCAACCGCAUCAACAGGGACCCGUCCCUGUCCUACGCUGCCACGUUUGAUUUCACCGUGCUGCAGGAGCCGUGUGAGACCUCCAGAGCACUGGAGGCGUUCCUGGGUUUCCACGGCAAGGCCUCGGGGUACAUCGGGCCGGUCAACCCCGGCUACUGUGACGCUGCAUCCAUGCUGAGCAAAGGCUGGAACAAAGCUUUGUUCCCUUGGGGCUGUGAUGGCUACGAGGUGGAUGACGUCCGGAGCCACCCGACCUUCGCCCGCUCCAUGGCGAGGCCCACGUGGGUGCUGCUCAGCAUCAUGCGUUACUUCAGGUGGGCGCACGUCGCCAUCAUCUCCUCCACGGACGGCAUCUGGAUGGAGACGGCCACCAAGGUCGCUGAUUCGCUGAGAAGCCACGGCCUGCCGGUCAGACUGGUCAGCUUCAUGGAGAACACUCCUCACGGCAUCAGGCGAACCCUGGCCAAGGUUCGAAAGAUGAGUGAAAUACGAGUCGUGGUCCUGUGCAUGCACUCGGCGCUGAUCGGCGGCACCGUCCAGAAGCUCCUGCUGGAGACGGCCUACGACAUGAAGAUGAUCGACGGCUCUCUGGUCUUUGUGCCGUACGACACGUUGCUCUACAGCCUCCCCUACCGCAACGUCACCUACCCGGCUCUGCAGAGCAACAGCAAGCUGCUGAGGGCCUACGACGCCGUGCUGACCGUCACCAUCGAGUCACCCCGCACCUCCUUCUACGAGGCCUACAGGGAGGCCAUGGAGACAGGGGAGGUGGCGAGGACGCUGGAGCCACAGCAGGUGUCUCCGCUCUUCGGGACCAUCUACAGCUCCGUCCUCUUCAUGGCUCACGCGGUGCAUCGGGUUCGGCAGUCGGGGGAGUGGAUGUCUGGGGGCAACCUGGCGAGACACACCCACAAUCUGGCCUUUCAGGGGUUCAGUCACCAGAUUAAAACCAACGACUCCGGAGCAGCUCUGCUGGAAUAUCUCAUCCUGGACACAGACGGUCUCUCCUGGGAGCUGAAGCCAGUGUACAGGAUCGACAUGGAGGGCGGGAUGGUGCGGUUCCUGGGUCGAGACAUCCACUUCCCCCGAGGCUACGGACCCAGAAGAGACUCCUCCUGCUGGUUCACUCCUGGAGUCAUCUGCUCGGGGGGUGUGGAUCUUCUCACCACCAUCAGGAUGUUCCUCGGAGCGAUCGUCUUCUCUGUCGUCUCUGUGGCAUUGAUUUACUGCGUCAGGCGACGCAUCAAUCAGAUUCUUCUGGUCAAGGGUCCAAACAAGAUCUUACUGACGCUGGCAGAUGUCACAUUCAUCAACCCUUCGCUCAGCAACAAGAAGCUGAGUCGGGACGACAGCCGAGCCAGUGGCAUGAGGAGCGGGUCGGACCGAAGCGUCGUCUCACCGGUGUCCAGCGUGACCCCGGCCACAUAUGAGAACUCCAACGUGGUCAUUUACGAGGGUGACUGGGCUUGGCUGAAGAGACUCCCUGAUGGGACGUUCAGCAGAAUCAACACCAAAACCAGUGACGUGUUUGAACUGAUGAAGGACAUGCGUCACGAGAACGUGAACCCCUUCCUGGGCUUCUUUCACGACUGUGGCGUGUUCGCCAUCGUGACGGAGUUCUGCUCCAGAGGAAGCCUGGAGGACCUGCUGCUGAACGACGACGUGAAGCUGGACUGGAUGUUCAAGUCCUCUCUGCUGCUGGAUCUCAUCAAGGGUAUGAAGUACCUCCACCACCGCGGAGUGUCCCACGCUCGUCUGAAGUCCGGGAACUGUGUGGUGGACGGACGCUUUGUCCUGAAGAUCACAGACUUCGGUUACAACGAGGUUCUGGAGUCUCAGAGGUUCCCUUACAUCGACCCCCCCGCAGAGGAGCUGCUGUGGACGGCUCCAGAGAUCCUGAGGAGCGGGCAGCCGGGGCUUCACGGGACUCUGACCGGUGACGUCUUCAGCUUCUCCAUCAUCAUGCAGGAGGUGGUGAUCAGAGGACCUCCCUUCUGCAUGCUGGACCUCUCCGCUGCAGACAUCAUCGAGAAGCUCUGUAAGCCUCCUCCUCUGUGCCGCCCGGUGGUCAGUCCGGACUAUGCUCCGUUAGAAUGCAUCCAGCUGAUGAAGCGGUGCUGGAACGAGCAGCCGGAGAAGAGGCCCAGCUUCGAGGAGAUCUUUGACCAGUUCAAAGACAUCAACAAGGGGAAGAAGACCAACAUCAUUGACUCCAUGCUGCGGAUGCUGGAGCAGUAUUCUUCUAACCUGGAGGAGCUGAUCCGAGAGCGGACGGAGGAGCUGGAGAUCGAGAAGCAGAAGACGGAGAAGCUGCUGACCCAGAUGCUUCCUCCAUCUGUGGCAGAAGUUUUGAAGGUGGGCGGCACAGUGGAACCAGAGCACUUUGACCAGGUGACGCUUUACUUCAGCGACAUCGUGGGGUUCACCACCAUCUCAGCCAACAGCGAGCCCAUCGAGGUGGUGGACCUGCUCAACGACCUCUACACCAUCUUCGACGCAAUCAUUGGAAACCACGAUGUCUACAAGGUGGAGACGAUAGGUGAUGCCUACAUGGUGGCGUCGGGACUUCCUGUCCCCAACGACAACCGUCACGCUGCCGAAAUAGCGAACAUGGCCCUGGACAUCCUGAGCGCGGUGGGAACCUUCAAGAUGAGACACAUGCCGGAUGUUCCCGUCAGGAUACGAAUCGGACUGCACACCGGUCCGUGUGUAGCCGGGGUGGUGGGUCUGACCAUGCCUCGCUACUGUCUGUUUGGAGACACGGUGACCACUGCCUCUCGUAUGGAGUCCAGCGGGUUGCCCUGCAGGAUCCAUGUCCACGAGAGCACCGUGAAGGUCCUGAGGGAUCUAAAGCUCGGCUACAAGUGGGAAUUAAGAGGAAGGACAGAUGUCAAGGGGAAAGUUGCGGAGGAGACCUUCUGGCUCCUAGGGAGAGACGGGUUCACCAAACCUCUGCCUGUUCCUCCUGAAGUCAAAACUGGCGUCAAAGCAAAGAAGUCCAGGGACGGGAAGCAGGUGUUUCAAGAGGCUGUGAAGAAGAGCUCUCACGACGUGACGAAGGUCAACGCAGUCGAAGACGAGGAAAACAUCAUGAUGUCUCCCCACUGACUGACCUGUGGGUCACAUGUUCACCUGGACGGGACCAAACAUGCAACUUCACAUCAGGACUUUGACAGAGAGAACUCCUACAGAGAUCAUCCUCUGAGAAGAGUUAGCAGCAGCAGGAGUGUGUGUGUGUGUGUGUGUGUGUGUGUGUGUGUGUGUGUGUGUGUCUGUGUCUGUGUGUGUGUUGAAGUGACGAGAUGAAGUCCUGUCUGGAGCUAUGUAUAGAGGCGAUGACUCAGCAAAGCAGGGAUCUGCAGAAACCGCCCGUCAGCAGCCGAGGAGCGACGCUAAUCUUCAGUUCAUUUCCUCCUCCUCCACUUCCCUGAGUCUCCGUCUGAAGGGGGGAGGAAACAAGGAAAUGAGAGAGGAGGGAAGCAGACUGAGGAGAGAAGGAGAGGUGAGAGGAAGGAGGGUGAAGGAGGAUAAAUGACCAUCUCAUGCUUUCACCACCUUGUCUUUGCUCUUCAUCGUCCAUCCAUGAAUUUGGCUGAUUGGAUCUGAUAUUCUACAUUAAACACAUACUCCAUACUGGUUUACUAUAACUAAUAAUAUAAUUUGUCUUUUAUUCUUUCAUCAGAAUCUUGUGUAGUUCAGCUGUGAAGACGAAUUUAUUCACUACUGAGUGAUUGCAGCUCUGUUUUAAUGUGUUUAUCUGUAUCUGUGUUGAUAUAAAUGAUUCAGUUACUUAAUAUCAUCAGCUUUACUUUUAUUUUAUCCUCAUAAGAGAACAAUUUUCCUAAAUGUAGGAAAUUUGACAAUUUUCUGUCAAUAGCUUCAUUUUUCCAUAAAGUUUGUUUGAAGAGGAUUUAGGAAAAGUUUCUCCUCCAACUUUUUAAUGUGAAUUAAAACAACCCCUUAACGCCCUCUAGUGGUCAAAUACAAAAUAAUCUCAGAUUUAUUCAAACUACAGAUGGCAACCUGGAAACUCCGCGGGAUUAUCCCCGUUGAUCCUGUGUGUGUGUGUGUGUGUGUGUGUGUGUGUGUGUGUGUGUGUGUGUGUGUGUGUGUGUGUGUGUCCGUGUGUGUGCGUGUGCGUGUCCAUUGAAAAUCCUUAAACUGACAGGGAGCUUACCACACUCUCUCACUGUGUAGAUAACAGACUCAUACUCCAACGAAACUUUACAUGUAACCUGAUUUACUCUAUAAUUUAUGUGUAAUAAAAUAAAAUGAUCUUCUAAUCUUAAACAAACUUUACAUUCAAAUGAUUUUCAAGAGCGGAAACGAAGAUACCUUUUGGAUUCUGUCUUAUUCACGACUCUCAGUGGUUAUACCCCCUGUGGCUAUAAGUCUACACACAGAUGUUUCAUUAAGCCCUUUACAAUAAUGGAAGGGUUGUUGGGUUUUAAUUGACAAUUCAUAUUAAUUAACUAACUAAUCAACAAAUGAAUAUGAAUUAGU